Messenger RNA from Brassica oleracea var. oleracea, 2150 nucleotides. RefSeq lists its product as uncharacterized. Gene Ontology annotation, molecular function: protein binding. The transcript is spliced from 11 exons. Bases 107 to 1813 code for a protein of 568 amino acids. The record is from RefSeq and is a predicted model, not a curated record. Lineage: Eukaryota; Viridiplantae; Streptophyta; Magnoliopsida; Brassicales; Brassicaceae.
ACCGUUGGUCUCUCUCCUUCCCUCUUUCUCAGCCUCUCGUUCCUCAUCUAAGUGUAGAAGUGAACCGCCGGUGACUUUCGCUUUCUUUUAAUUCCCGAUUAAAACAAUGAGCAGUCAGUUAGUUUCUUCCGUAUUCUCCGGAAUACAUCGCAUACCUAACCGUCACGAGACUCAUUCUCUCCUUCGCUCAAUUCUCUUCAUCCACGGGAACAAACCGGCCUGUUUUGAUCGUCGACGACCGAUUCUGCAUUCUUCCUACGGAUAUCGGAACGGAUACAGAGUCGGCGCCGCGGCUGAUGUUUCGGAAACGCCUUCGUCGUCUCUUCUCGACGACGAGCUAGUGAGCAGUGUAUCCGCCGUUAGGGAUGCGGACGAAGCGCUCGAGAUGAUUAGUGAUCGGUUCGGAACGAAUCGCGGCGGAGUAGUUGAAAUCGAAGAUUGCCGCUCGAUAAUCUCGGCUGCUGUGAGCCGCGGCAAUGUCGAGCUUGCCUUGUCGAUUUUCUACGCCAUGCGAGCGAGUUUCGAUUUAGGUGGGAGUGAAGUUGAUCGAUGGAGAUGGUCAAGGCCUGAUGUAGUGGUCUACACGAUGUUGGUCAAUGGACUUGCUGCUUCCUUGAGGGUUUCUGAUUCUCUAAAGAUCAUUAGAGAUAUUUGCCGCGUUGGAAUCUCCCCUGCUGAGGAGGUUCCCUUUGGUAAAGUUGUGAGAUGUCCAAGCUGUUUGAUUGCCAUUGCUGUUGCACAACCCCAGCAUGGAGUUCAGAUUGUCUCCUGUGCUAAAUGCCGAUACCAAUACGAGCUUUUCUCUGGUGACAUUACCAGCAUAGAAUCAGAAGAGCUCGGCAAAGACAUUCCUCUGUGGGAAAAGGGGCUCAGACUCAUCCAGAUAAAGAAGAACAAAAUCUCAUCUUCUGUGCACUCUAUUGUGGUACAAACUCCUUCAGGUACAGCACGAACGCACAGGUUUGCCACUGAGACAGCCGAGCUCCCUGCGCAAGAAGGAGAAAGAGUGACAAUUGCAUCUGCUGCUCCAUCAGAUGUUUACAGACAAGUGGGACCUUUCAAGUUUACCCCCAAAUCUCCAAACCUUUACCCUGGAGAACCCAUGAGCCUCACAAACCACAAGGACGGGCGAGAAUCGCUUUUGCUAAGACCUCCCAGUAAAGAAGGAGAUAAAUCCUUGCAGCCCUCGUUUCUUAUUCCUCUUCUUGCUGUUUUGGCUACCGGAGAUGCUGCUUCUGGGAUUAUUGAUCCCAGUUUGCCUCAGUUACUCUCAGUUGCUGCUGUUACGUCACUGGCAGUAGGAGCAACCCUUAAUUCUUUCGUCCUUCCUCAGCUAAAUCAGCUCGCUGAAAGGACAGUGGAUGUGGUCGGUAUAAAACAGCAACUUUUAUCUCAGUAUGAUGUCCUCCAGCAUCGCAUUGGAGAUCUAAAAGAAGCAACUGAGAAAGAGGUGUGGAUGUUGGCUCGAAUGUGCCAGCUCGAAAACAAAAUAUUAGCAGUGGGAGAGCCAGCGUACCGAACUCGAAGAGCAAGAGUAAAGAAAGUACGAGAAAGUCUGGAAAACUCCAUAAAGGGAAGGAUUGAGCUGAUCGAUAGCUAUGCUAGAAUAUCAUCAAUGAUUGAGAUUGAGGUGGAAAUGGACAGUGAUGUUCUUGCAGCUGAGGCAGUGAACAAUACUGUGAGUUACAUCUAUCAGUUAACUGUGAAUAUGGUGAUUGUGAUAGAAUCUGAGGCUCAAGUAAAGGCUCCAUUAUUUUGCACAGGAAAACAUUGCUCAACAGAUAGAGCAGAUCAUGGAACUCGAAAACCUUGAAGAGAAAUGGAAAUUACAGGCGGAGGCAAACGAUGAAGCAGAGAGACUUCUCAGCUCUCAACCUUAAAACCUCUAUGUAUCAAUAAGCAAAACGGGUGAGUAAAUCAUCAAUCAUGAUCUUCAUAUGAUAAUCAUCAAUCAUCACCAUCACAACAUACCUCAUACUCAUGGAAAGUAAUCAUCUUUCGGCGGCAUAUGUAUGAGAAUAUGACAUUAAUAAUGUCGUGGAUUCGUCAAUGAUAUGGAAAUGUGGACGAAUGUUGUGGCAAUGUACACUUUCAAUUACAAAAUGUUAAUAAUUGGAAUAUUUUCACUAUAAAAUAUGUUUAAUAUUUAA